Molecule: messenger RNA, 798 nt
Organism: Capsella rubella
Lineage: Eukaryota; Viridiplantae; Streptophyta; Magnoliopsida; Brassicales; Brassicaceae
Product: putative F-box protein At1g61060
Exons: 3
Coding region: 1-798 (265 amino acids)
Molecular function (GO): protein binding
Source: RefSeq, a predicted model, not a curated record
AUGAAUCAACGGAUCCGUUCUUCUUCAACCUCUGAAGUUGAAACAGAAUACUUUGAUCUGAUCCCUGUUGAUCUCUUCAUCAGCAAUAUCUUGUCGAGAUUACCUCUGGAGUGCAUAGCUCAGUGUCGUUGCGUAUCAAAGCUCUGGUCGUCCAUAAUCCGCCGUCCAAACUACAACGUGUUGUUCCCAUGCAAGUCCCCGGCUCAACCGCGUAUCCUUUUCAUCAUCGAAUAUGAAGGAGAUUUGUUCUUCUACUCCGUACAACAGCCUCAGAAUCCGGAUGAGAACACGUCUCUUGUAGCCACCUUUCAUCAUAGGACAAGAGGGUCACCUUGCAGUAGUGUGUGUCAUCCUCAGGCUGGCGGAUUGGUUUGCCAUCAACAUGCUGGAAAGAAAUCUCCAAAAGUGGCCGUGAUUUGUAAUCCCAUAACAAGAGAGUUUUUAGCCUUGCCCAAGUCAGAGUGGCGGCCAUCAAACGUGUAUGAUAAAGAUUUUUUUGGGUAUGAUCCGAUAGACCAACAAUCCAGUGAUGCACAGAGACAUAAAUGGUCAAAGCAUAUCUACCAAAUGUUUCAUCCAGUGCUGCAUGAUGACAUUACUUUGCUACGUGUUGCUGGAAUGAUUGGUACUUGCGAAAUUGUGCUUUGCCCAUGUUAUACACAAGGUCCUUUCUUCAUCUUUUACUACAACCUCGAGACCAACAUUCUCACAAGUGUAAACAUUGAAGUUUCACUAUGGCUUAGUAGGCGCUGGGUUUACGCAUUCACAAACUAUGUAGAGGAUAUGAAGCUUAUGUAA